Phaedon cochleariae (mustard beetle) is the source of this 1718-nucleotide messenger RNA. Lineage: Eukaryota; Metazoa; Arthropoda; Insecta; Coleoptera; Chrysomelidae. The record is from the annotation of a GenBank genome assembly.
GGACUGAUAAUAUUAUCACAAUAUCAGUAUUAUUAGCCAUACCUAUACAUCGAAGGACCGCUGGACUCAAUACUCCGUUCUAUAUACCAAUAAAAUUAUGAGUGGGACAAUACUUUAUAAAACGAAUCUUCUCAAGCUCAUCAGUGAUAAAAAAUUCGACCAAAUGUGUCGCAUCUGUAUAUCUGGUAAAGGCCAUUUGAGAAACAUCCAUUGCACAAGAAUCCCAAAGAUGAUGGAGAGUUGUGCCUGCAUAGAGGUAUCUGAUGAAGAUGGAUUACCUCCCAAAAUUUGUGUUUCAUGUUUCCACUUGAUAACCAAAUUCUAUUCCUUCAAGAAAAAAAUGGAGUACACCGACAAAAUACUGAGGCAAGUGCUCAAUGAUAAACUGAAACAAAGUGACAUACUCAAUGUAGCUUUGAAUGAAGCUGAAAUAAACCAAAAUGUAGAUGACAGAGAUGGAGAUGAAUUAAGUGAAGAAGACAUUCCUCUAGCACAAAGGUUGAUUAUUCGAAAAACUAUAGAGUCAAAUACAAAACAAAUUGAGCAGAACCUCAUAUUCCCAUCAGAUGGUCCUCCACCCUUGGUACCAUUAGCCCCUUUGAAGAAACUAGCCCCCAUAGAUGAGCAGCCAGUGCAGCCUUUACCCAUAGACACUCCUCCUUUAGUACCCAUCAAAACAUCACUUCCAAACAUUGAAAAUCUGGAAUACAACUGCAGUACCUGCCAGCAAAAAUUCACUGACGUCACAAUGUUCAAGAACCACAAACUGACCACUUGCCAAGACAAUGCCUUGCAGUGCAGCAUUUGCAAAAAAGAGUUCAAGGACCCCAAAAAGCUCAUCGGUCACUUGAAAGGCCACAUGGUGUCCAAAGAUUACGCCUGCAAAAUAUGCGGCUUACAAUACCCAAACCCCAGCACCGUUCAGAUCCACAUUCGAACUCACACAGGGGAAAGACCCUUCAGGUGCAAAAUAUGCAACAAAGGCUUCAUGAGGGCAGCAGGCGUUCAAGGUCACAUGAGGAUACACCAAGACGUCAAGCCUUACCAGUGCCAGGACUGUGGCAGAGGCUUCAAAGUCGCCUCGAACCUGAGGCGCCACAAGAGAUUGCACACUGGCGAGCUGCCCUACCAGUGCAAAACCUGCCAGAAGAGUUUCUCCCAGUGGGGGAACUUGCAGCUGCACGUGAGAACUUUCCACACGAAUGAUAGGCCUUAUUUGUGCAACGAGUGUGGUAAAAGUUUCGUGAACUCCACAAGGCUGAACAGGCACAUGUGGGUGCACUCGGGCUUUAAACCGUACGUGUGCAGAGUUUGUAUGAAAUCCUACACUAAUUACAAUGAUUUGAAGAACCAUGAGAGAUGCCACACUGGGAAAAACCCGGAGGAAUUCAAGAAGCAUGCUUGUGACUUGUGCGGUAAAAGGUUCUAUCAGCGGUGCAGGCUGGCAAGUCACAAGAAAUCGCAUGAGAAGGUUUACUAUGCUUGUCAGUUUUGCGACAGGCAAUUCUCCUCGGAUGGCUUGUUGAGGAGGCAUUUGGCUAGUAAACAUGACGUUCCCUACGUGAAUAUUAUCGAGAAUGAAGGAAACAACGAUCUGCACUUCAUGGGAUGUGAACAGUUUGAAGUAGCAGAAAUAAUGUUGAAAGGUGAGCUGGAACAGGCCAAUGAUGAACAACUCAGGCUGCCCUAUUGAAUUCUAUGAGAUUUUAUAGGGGUUA